AUGGCUAGUCCUCGGAGUAGCGGUCCGGCCGACAGGGAUAUCGACCAGGCCAUAGCAUCACUUAAGAAAGGUGCGACUUUGUUGAAAUAUGGGCGCAGAGGGAAGCCGAAAUUCUGCCCGUUCCGGCUUUCUAAUGAUGAGGCUUUACUGAUAUGGUACUCUGGGAAAGAUGAGAAACACAUUAGACUUAGUCAUGUUUCUACGAUUAUUCCUGGGCAGCGCACUGCAAUAUUUCAGCGGUAUCCACGACCUGAAAAGGAGUACCAAUCAUUUUCACUUCUUUACAAUGAUCGGUCCUUGGACUUGAUAUGUAAAGACAAGGAUGAGGCUGAAGUGUGGUUUGUUGGUCUUAAGGCAUUAAUUAAUCGAGGUUCCUACCGGAAUCUUAGAAUUGAGUCAAGAUCUGACAACAGCAUAUCAACAGAUACCCCUCCUGCUCGUACUCGAAGAAGUUCUCCAUCAAUUGCACCAUUUAUCUGUGAUGCGGCAGGAGAUACUGAGGGAGCUUCAUUGGAGAAUGCCCCAUUGAAUAGAUUAGGAAGGGCAUUUGCUGACAUUAUAUCAUAUACUGAUGCUACCAAGACUCAUGCUGAGUCACCUUCUAUUUCCUCAUUAUCACCUGCAUCUGUAGAUCAUUCAAAUGGUCGAAGUUCCACAUCUGAAGCUGUUCGAAUUAGUUUGUCUAGUGCUGUAAGCUCAUCAAGUCAAGGUUCUUAUCCAGAUGACUUUGAUGCUUUAGGAGAUGUUUUUAUAUGGGGUGAAGGUAUUAAUGGUGGAGUACUGGGAGGCAAUGUAGAUAGAACAGGGAGUUCAAUGUCUUCCAGGAUGGAUGCUCUCCUGCCUAAGGCAUUGGAAUCAACAAUGGUCAUAGAUGCUCAAGGUAUUGCUUGUGGUGCCAGACAUAUUGUACUGAUUACCAGGCAAGGGGAAGUGUUCAGUUGGGGAGAAGAGUCAGGAGGCAGGCUGGGUCAUGGUGUAGAAGCAGAUGUUUCCCACCCUAAGCUCAUUAGCACUCUUAGUGGCAUGAAUGUUGAACUAGUCGCUUGUGGGGAGCAUCAUACCUGUGCUGUUACACUUUCUGGAGAGCUCUAUACAUGGGGUGAUGGCGCUAAUAAUUUUGGUCUACUUGGACAUGGAAGUGAAGUUGGUCACUGGAUUCCCAAAAAGGUAAGUGGUCAUAUGGAAGGUAUACACAUAUCAUAUAUCUCUUGCGGACUGUGGCAUACAGCUGCUGUGACCUCAGCUGGUCGGUUAUUUACAUUUGGGGAUGGAUCCUUUGGUGCUUUAGGCCAUGGAGAUCAUAGUAGCACAAGUACUCCACGGGAGGUGGAAACUUUGAGAGGGCUGAGAACAGCAAGGGUUGCUUGUGGCGCUUGGCACACUGCUGCAGUUGUUGAAACAUCAAAGGAAUCAUCUAGGCCUGAGGAUUCUGGUAACUCUGCUUCUGGAAAGCUGUACACCUGGGGGGAUGGAGAUAAAGGCCGACUUGGACAUGGCGAUGAAGUUUCUAGACUAGCUCCUGAAUGUGUAGCUACAUUGGUUGAUAAAAAUUUCUCUCAAGUAGCAUGUGGGCAUAGUCUCACAGUUGCCCUUACAACCUCAGGACACGUAUAUACAAUGGGAAGCACUGCUUAUGGACAGCUUGGUAGUCCUUCAGCUGAUGGAAAAGUUCCCACUCUUGUUGAAGGUAAAAUUGCAGAUAGCUUCAUUGAAGAAAUCGCCUGUGGUUCUUGUCAUGUGGCAGUUUUGACGUCCAAGGCAGAGGUUUAUACUUGGGGAAGGGGUUCAAACGGGCAAUUAGGACACGGAGACAAUGAUGAUAGGAGGACACCUACUGUCGUUGAGUUUAUUAAAGAUAAACAAGUAAAGAGUGUAGUAUGUGGUUCAAACCUCACUGCGGCCGUUUGUCUUCAUAAAUGGGCAUCUGGUGCGGACCAUUCCGUGUGUGCUAACUGUCAUAAUUCCUUUGGUUUCAGAAGAAAACGCCAUAAUUGUUAUAAUUGUGGUUUAGUUUUCUGUAAAGCGUGCAGCAGCAAGAAAGUUCUGAAAGCUGCCUUGGCUCCAAAUGCAAACAAGGCUUAUCGGGUAUGUGAUGAUUGUUAUGCAAAAGUAAAGAAAGCUGCAGAAGCUAGUUCUGCUGGACGGAAUCCCAAAAUGAGAAGUGGACAAUUAUACCAUAAAUCCGGUGAGAUGACAGACAAAGAGACUUUAAUGCCUAUGUUACGUGCAACACUCUCCAGAAUUUCAUCUUUUGGCUCAGGCAGUCAUAUUGAAAGCAAGAUUCCUAAGCCUGAAAGAAAACUAGAAGCACAUCAUAAUCGUGUCUUUCCCAUGCUAAAUGGACAUGUGCAGUUAGGGUCCUUUGAUUUGUCAAAAGCAUCAACUUCCCUUCACAGAGAUCCAAGAAAGUUAAUGUCAGCUUCCGUGCCUACUUCCAGAAAGUCUUCUCUGUUCACAUCUCCUGUUUCAGUAAAGUCAAGUCCCUGUCAGUCUUCUGAAGACAUUCUUGAGGACCCAAAGUUAGUAAAUGGAAGUUUGAGCCGAGAAAUUAUCAGUUUAAGGGCACAGGUAGAAGACCUUACUUUUAAAUCCCAACAACUCGAAGCUGAACUUCAAAAAACAUUGAAGAAGUUGAAUGUGGUCUCUGCAGUAGCUAACGAUGAAGCUGAAAAAUGCAAAACUGCAAAGGAAGUUAUCAAGUCUCUAACUGCUCAGUUGAAGGAAAAGGCUGAAAGAAUGCCAGAAGGACAUGUGACAGGUUCAACUGCUCAUUCCAUUACUCCUCAAAUGGAGCCCAAUGGGAAUUUAAUGGAUCGGGUGUUAGCUGAUGGAAUUAAAUCACAUAGUGGAAAGGCAGAGCGAGUUCUACAAGAAGAACCUGGCGUGUAUAUAACUUUAUGCUCCUUGCCGGCCGGUGGUAAUGAACUGAGACGAGUUCGCUUCAGUCGGAGACAUUUCACUGAAGAAGCAGCAGAGAGAUGGUGGGCUGAUAAUGGGGCGAAGUUGUGUGAGCGGCACGGUAUACAAGGUGCUGAGUAGUAUGUUGUUUGCUGUCCAUGUAUGAAUACAUCACGACCUUCUUUCCUCCACUGAAAUGUGUAAAUUUUACCUGUUAAUUGUUCGGUGGAGUUUUCAUCAAAGGAUCUGGAGUUAGAAUCCGCAAGUAGACUGAGAUUUAGAAUGCCAAAGCUGUAGCAAGCAGAGAUUUUUGAAACAUUGAAAAAAAGAAAUAUAGAGGUCUAUGAACUGGAAGAUGAAUUUUGAGGAAUUUCAGCAUUCUGCAGUUAAUGCUGAUAUUUUUGCACAGUU
Molecule: messenger RNA, 3309 nt
Organism: Fragaria vesca subsp. vesca
Lineage: Eukaryota; Viridiplantae; Streptophyta; Magnoliopsida; Rosales; Rosaceae
Exons: 9
Coding region: 1-3039 (1012 amino acids)
Molecular function (GO): metal ion binding
Source: RefSeq, a predicted model, not a curated record